Daphnia carinata is the source of this 1439-nucleotide messenger RNA. Its product is annotated as fringe glycosyltransferase-like. Gene Ontology annotation, biological process: regulation of Notch signaling pathway. The transcript has 8 exons. The coding region runs from base 192 to 1337 and encodes 381 amino acids. Lineage: Eukaryota; Metazoa; Arthropoda; Branchiopoda; Diplostraca; Daphniidae. Gene Ontology annotation, molecular function: O-fucosylpeptide 3-beta-N-acetylglucosaminyltransferase activity. Gene Ontology annotation, cellular component: membrane. The record is from RefSeq and is a predicted model, not a curated record.
CCAUGUUUUCGUCAGUCACCAAGCACCUAGGCGGAGGGCAGUUAGCCAUCAGCCAUGGGUGAUCAAAUGUUAAAAUUUUAACAGCGUCUACGUAGAAAUGAAACUUUGUGUUUUAACCGUAAACGCCCAUUACUAUGUAAGCAAAUUUUUGUGAGAACAAGUGUUAGCGUGGGUACUGCUGUUUAAAAAAGAUGAGCUAUCAAGUUUCUAAAAUGCGUUUAACGCUUAGAAGAAUCUUACAAGCUCUGUUUUUAGCUUUAUUGUUUUCGUUUUCAACACUGGCAAUGCUUCGGACUUUCGCUGCCACUUCAAGUCGUUCUGCAACGAUAACGGAGCACGUUGCUGCAGUAAAGGAAGAACCGCCAUGGAUCAAAACUUUUGUGGGCUUGUGGCCAGAUCGAUCUCUGAGAUCUGUGUUUGGCGAAGAAGGAAAAGAACUCGUGGCGUCAGCUAUCGACGACAAUGACGAUAAUACGAUUGAAUUCGAAAGAGCAAUAUCAACUACGACAUCCACGACGACGACUGCUGCUAGUAAACCACAAACGUCAUUAGACGAUAUAUUUAUCAGUGUCAAAACUACCAAGAAUUUUCACGCCACACGACUCGAUGUCAUCAUCAAGACAUGGUUCACACUUGCUCGCGAACAGACUUGGUUUUUUACCGACUCCGAUGACGAAGAAUACAGCGAGAAAACUCACAAUCAUUUGAUUAAUACUGGGUGCUCGGCUUCCCACAAUCGGAUGGCAUUGUGUUGCAAGAUGGCCGUUGAGUUUGACACCUUCCUCGAGAGCAACAAACGAUGGUUUUGUCAUUUUGACGACGACAACUACGUCAACGUACCCCAAUUGGUUCGCAUGCUACAAAAGCACGAUUGGACAGAUGAUUGGUACCUCGGCAAACCAAGUAUUAAAGCCCCACUGGAAAUUUUGGACCGCGAACACAUGCCGCAAAAGAUUUCCUUUUGGUUCGCUACAGGAGGAGCUGGAUUCUGUUUAAGUCGUUCACUAGGCUUGAAAAUGAAACCGCUUGCCAGUGGAGGGAAGUUCAUCAGUAUUGGGGAUAAAAUUCGGCUGCCGGAUGAUGUGACUAUGGGCUACAUUGUUGAGCAUCUUCUCAGCAAACAACUUACGGUGGUAGAAGAAUUCCAUUCACAUUUGGAACCAAUGAAAUUUCUUAAACAAUCGCAACUUGCAGAACAAAUCACCUUCAGUUACUCGCAUUACGGGCCCGAAAUGAAUGUACUUAGUUUGAAUGGUUUCAACAAUCAAAUCGACCCGUAUAGGUUUUUAUCCUUGCACUGUCAUUUGUAUCCAAACUUCAGCUUCUGCCCUCGGUAGGCUUAAGAAAUUUUUCUACAUAAUUUAAGCUGUGAUAUCGUUUUUGAGUUGCAAAACAUUGGUUUGUAUUUUAAAAUUUGUGCAUACAUUUUUUAUGGUGUC